Messenger RNA from Taeniopygia guttata (zebra finch), 3232 nucleotides. RefSeq names its product EH domain containing 2 (gene EHD2). Gene Ontology annotation, cellular component: plasma membrane; cytoplasm. Lineage: Eukaryota; Metazoa; Chordata; Aves; Passeriformes; Estrildidae. Gene Ontology annotation, biological process: endosomal transport; endocytosis. Gene Ontology annotation, molecular function: protein binding; calcium ion binding; GTP binding. The record is from RefSeq and is a predicted model, not a curated record.
AAACUCCCCAAAACUCCCUCUUAACCCCCUGGGACCCCCCAAACCCCCCAACCCCCCAGCAGCGCCAUGCUGAGCUGGCUGCGGCGGCAGCGCCCGUCGGCCUCUCCGGCCUCGCGGUGCCCGGGGCCGGUACCGGAGCCGUGCCCGGUGUCGGCGGCGCUGGCGGCGCUGUACCGGCAGAAGCUGCUGCCGGCCGAGGAGCUGUGCGGGCGCGCGGGGCUGCGCCGGCCGCCGCUGCUCGACGCCGACUUCCAGGCGCGGCCCUCGGUGCUGCUGCUGGGCCCCAGCGGCGCCGGCAAGAGCUCCAUGCUGCGGUACCUGCUGGAGGAGGCGCCGCCGGGACCCGCACCGGGGCCCGAACCGGGCGCCGAGGCCUUCGUGGCCGUCACGCACGGCCCCGAGCCCGCGCUGGUGCCGGGAAACGCCGCCGUGGUGGAUCCGCGCUGGCCCUUCCGGCAGCUGGAGGCGUUCGGGGGAGCCUUCCUCAACCGGUUCGUUUGUGCCACGCUGAACAAUCCGGUCCUGGAGAGCAUCACCCUGAUCGACACCCCCGGGAUCCUGGCGGGCACCAAGAACAGCAUCGGCCGGGGCUACGACUUCCCGGGGGUGCUGCGCUGGUUCGCGGAGCGCGCGGCGCUGGUGGUGCUGCUGUUCGACGCGCACCGCCUGGACGUGUCGGAGGAGCUGGCGGCGGCGCUGGCGGCGCUGCGGGGCCACGAGGAGAAGCUGCGCGUGGUGCUCAACAAGGCCGACGCCGUGGGGCCGCAGCAGCUGCUGCGCGUCUAUGGGGCGCUGCUGUGGGGCCUGGGCCGCGCCCUGGGCGCCCCCGAGGUGCCGCGGGUCUUCGUGGGCUCCUUCUGGGACCGGCCCCUGCGGCGCGACGAGCUGCGGCGGCUGCUGGAGCUGGAGGAGCAGGACCUGUUCCGCGAGAUCCAGGAGCUGCCGCGGCGCGCCGCCACCCGCAAGGUCAACGACCUGGUGAAACGGGCCAGGGCCGUGCAGGUGCAGGCGCUGGUGCUGCGGCGGCUGCGGCAGGAGCUGCCGGCGCUGCCGGGCGGGCGCAGGAGGCGCUUGGAGCAGCGGCUGCCGGCGCUGCUGGCCCGGAUCCAGAGCGAGCUGCAGAUCCCGACCGCCGACCUGCCCGACUGCGCCCAGAUCCAGGAGCAGCUGCUGGCCCGGGAUCUGCGGCGGCUGCCGCGGCCGAAGCGGCGGCUGCUGGCGGGGCUGGAGGAGCUGCUGGGCCGGGACCUGCCGGCGCUGAGCCCGCUGCUGGCCCGGGCGGCGCCCGCCCAGCCCGGCGUGCGCGGCGGCGCCUUCGACGGCGCCCUGGGGCCCUUCGGCCGCGAGGACGAGGACGACGAGGAGGAGGAGGACGAUGAAGACGACGAGGAGUGGGUGGUGAUGAAGGACAAGGCCAAGUACGACGAGAUCUUCUACGGGCUGGCGCCCAGCGGGGGCAAGCUGAGCGGGCGGCGCGCCAAGGGCUGGAUGGUGGCCAGCAACCUGCCCAGCUCGGUGCUGGGCCGCAUCUGGCAGCUCAGCGACGUGGACAGGGACGGCAUGCUGGACCACGAGGAGUUCGCGCUGGCCGGGCACCUGAUCGGGGCCAAGCUGGAGGGACGGGGGCUGCCAACCGACCUGCCCCCGCGCCUGGUGCCGCCCUCCAAGAGGAGGCACAAGGGGUCGGCUGAGUGACCCCAAAAUGCCAAAAAUCCACACGGGAAUAGCCAAAAACCCACCCAGAAAUCCACCCAGAAAUCCACCCAGAAAUAGCCAAAAACCCACCCAGAAAUCCACCCAGAAAUAGCCAAAAACCCACCCAGAAAUCCACCCAGAAAUCCACCCAGAAAUCCACCCAGAAAUCCACCCAGAAAUACCCAAAAAUCAGGGAUUCGCAGAUGCUGCUCUGCCUGGUGCCGCCCCUCCAAGAGGAGGCACAAGGGGUCGGCUGAGUGACCCCCAAAAUGCCAAAAAUCCACACGGGAAUAGCCAAAAACCCACCCAGAAAUCCACACAGAAACCCACCCAGAAAUAGCCAAAAACCUGCCCAAAAUCCGUCCAGAAAUACCCAAAAAUCAGGUGCCGCCCUCCAAGAGGAGGCACAAGGGGUCGGCUGAGUGACCCCCAAAAUGCCAAAAAUCCACACGAGAAUAGCCAAAACCCCACUCAGAAAUCCACCCAGAAACCCACCCAGAAAUCCAUCCAGAAACAGCCAAAAACCUGCCCAAAAUCCGUCCAGAAAUACCCAAAAAUCAGGGAUUGGCGGAUGCCCCCGCGCCUCGUGCCGCCCUCCAAGAGGAGGCACAAGGGGUCGGCUGAGUGACCCCAAAAAUGCCAAAAAUCCACAUGGGAAUAGCCAAAAACCCACUCAGAAAUCCACCCAGAAAUCCACCCAGAAAUCCACCCAGAAAUCCACCCAGAAAUCCACCCAGAAAUAGCCAAAAACCCACCCAGAAAUCCACCCAGAAAUAGCCAAAAACCUGCCCAAAAUCCGUCCAGAAAUACCCAAAAAUCAGGUGCCGCCCUCCAAGAGGAGGCACAAGGGGUCGGCUGAGUGACCCCAAAAUGGCAAAAAUCCACACGGGAAUAGCCAAAAACCCACCCAGAAAUCCACUCAGAAAUAGCCAAAAACCCACUCAGAAAUCCACCCAGAAAUAGCCAAAAACCCACCCAGAAAUCCACCCAGAAAUCCACCCAGAAAUAGCCAAAAACCUGCCUAAAAUCCGUCCAGAAAUACCCAGAAAUCAGGUGCCACCCUCCAAGAGGAGGCACAAGGGGUCGGCUGAGUGACCCCCAAAAUGCCAAAAAUCCACACGGGAAUAGCCAAAAACCCACCCAGAAAUCCACCCAGAAAUAGCCAAAAACCUGCCCAAAAUCCGUCCAGAAAUACCCAAAAAUCAGGGAUUCGCGGAUGCUGCCCUGCCUGGUGCUGCCCUCCAGGAGGAGGCACAUGGGGUCCACUGAGUGACCCCAAAAUAGCCAAAAAUCCACACGGGAAUAGCCAAAAACCCACUCAGAAAUCCACCCAGAAAUCCACCCCAAAAUCCGUCCAGAAAAAGCCAAAAAUCAGGGAUUCGCGGAUGCUGCCCUGCCUGGUGCUGCCCUCCAAGAGGAGGCACAAGGGGUCUGCUGAGUGACCCCAAAAUAGCCAAAAAUCCACCUAGAAAUAGCCAAAAAUCUACCCAGAAAAAGCCAAAAUCAGGGACCCCAAUAAAGGCAGAGCAGGGCUGGA